AUGCUGGAAGAUAAAAAAGGAGUUGCCGUUACAGUGGCAGUUGAAGAUGCUAUUAGUAUCGAGAAAGAUGUAGAUUUAAGUAAAGUAGAUGAAGCAAUGAAAUUGGCUAUCCACAAUAAGGAGGAAAAUAUUGUAAUAGAUGAUGAGACUGACAAGAAACUUCUUCGGAAAAUCGAUUUCUACUUGCUUCCUGUUUUAUGUCUUCUUUACUGUUUCCAAUUUAUGGAUAAAGUUUCCAACUCGUAUGCCUCUAUUAUGGGAUUGCAAACAGACUUAGCCAUGGUAGGAAACAUGUACACCUGGACUGGGACAUCUUUUUACUUGGGGUAUUUAUUUUUUGAGUUCCCAGCCGUCCUUCUCUUACAAAGAUUCCCAGUUGCUAAAAUGGUGUCUUUGUUUAUUGUAUUAUGGGGGGUCAUAUUAGCUUUGCAUGCAGUUCCCCAAUAUGCUGGUUUUAUUACUUUAAGAACAAUUUUAGGCAUGCUUGAAUCAUCUAUUACCCCUGCCUUUACAAUUAUAACUUCCCAAUGGUAUACUAAGGAAGAACAAUUUUUGAGAGUCACUAUUUGGUUUGCUUGUAAUGGACUUGGGAUUAUUCUUGGGUCCGGUCUUGCAUUUGGACUUUACUCUCACCAAGACGCCUAUUCAAUUGAAGCAUGGAAAUUAGUUUUCAUCAUCACCGGUUGUUUGACCAUUUGUAUGGGAUUUGUCAUUUUAUUCCACAUACCCGAUAGUCCACCCAAGGCAUGGUUUUUGACGGAAGAAGAGAAGUUAUUGGUAGUAGAACGUAUUAGAGUGAAUCAGCAAGGUUUUGGGAACAAAACAUUCAAAAAAUAUCAAUUUAUAGAAGCCCUUACUGAUUACAAAACAUGGCUCUUGUUUAUUUUUGCAUUGGCAGAUGAUAUCCCCAAUGGUGGUACGACCAAUUUUGCUAGUAUUUUACUUACUGAUAGUUUGGGGUAUACCACCAAGAAAGCCUUACUCAUGCAAAUGCCAAGUGGGGCAAUUGAAUUUGCGGGAUGUAUUUUAUUUGCAUUUUGUCAUAAAUACGUGAAGUCUAGAUUCUUCUGGGCAACAUUGGGGAUGUCGAUAACGUUGAUGGCACAGUGUUUCUUGGCUUUUGGCUCUAAUACGACACUACAAUUCUGCGGUUACACAUUAGCUGGAAUUGGCCCAAUUGGAUUCAUUUGCGUAUUGUCGCUCGUUGCAUCUAAUGUAGGAGGGCACACGAAGAAAGUUACAACUAAUGCUAUUUUCUUAAUCGGGUACUGUACUGGUAACUUGAUUGGACCGCAAACUUUCAGAUCUACCGAUGCUCCACUUUAUAACAAAGCAAAGAUUGGAAUCGUUGCAUGUGGGCUGGUAGCACUAGUUGUCCUCGUUUUAACUUGGAUGGCUUACAUUUGGGAAAAUAAGAAGAAGGAAAUGCUAGAAGAUGAUGGAGUUGAAAAUUCAGAGUUUCUCGAUUUAACUGACGGAGAGAAUCCAAAGUUCAGGUACUCGACCUAG
Dujonia railenensis is the source of this 1509-nucleotide messenger RNA. The record is from the annotation of a GenBank genome assembly. Lineage: Eukaryota; Fungi; Ascomycota; Pichiomycetes; Serinales; Debaryomycetaceae.